Molecule: messenger RNA, 789 nt
Organism: Vidua chalybeata
Lineage: Eukaryota; Metazoa; Chordata; Aves; Passeriformes; Viduidae
Gene: CHLSN
Product: chromosome 16 C7orf50 homolog
Exons: 4
Coding region: 1-558 (185 amino acids)
Source: RefSeq, a predicted model, not a curated record
AUGCAGUGCGGUCACGCUGCCGAGCUCGCCUGGCAACCUGCCUACACCCUGUGGUACCUCUUUCAUUGGAGGAGAUCGAGCUCGUGGUUUGGGGCUACAAAAGAAGAGGAAGAGUUUAUUGCAGAGGAAGAGGAAGAACUUACUCCAGAGGAAAAGAGGAAACUGGAAAGAAAAUUAAAAAAAGAGCGCAAGAAGAAGGAGAGACAGCUGAUGAGGGAAGCUGGAAUCCCCAUUAAAAAGGUGGAGCCCAAAAAGCCAUCGGGAUCUGAGCGGGCUCUGGCCUAUUUAACCAGCUGGUCUAAAACCCCAGAAGAAUGGAAGUUCCAAAAGACAAGACAGACGUGGCUUCUCCUGCACAUGUAUGAUAAAGAGAAGGUUCCAGACAAGUAUUUCACCAUUUUACUGGAUUAUCUGCAAGGGCUUCAGGGCAAUGCACGAGACAAAACUAUACAGAAAGCUGAAGCUUUUAUGAAGGAAUUUGAUGGUUCUGAUGGAGAAGACCCAAACCUGCUGGGGAAGUGCGAGCGCAUCAGACAAGUUCUACAACUGCUGUCCUGAGAUUAUUUCUGUGUCGUAAUUGUCUGGUGGAGGGAAGGAGAGGAUGUCACACACAGAGCCUGUAAAGGAUUUGUAAAGAUAAUAGUAAAUUUUAUACUUGUAAUUUUUUCCAGUUGAAAAUAUUUCUUGUGUUUUGAGGUGAUGAAAUAAAAAUAGCAUGUAUAGCCCAUAGUCUUGCUAUUAACCUUAUUGUACCUCUUUAGAAGAAUAAACCUCUCUUUAGAAGAAUAA